GACACCGCCGGGAUUCCUGCAGCCCGAACCGAGCUGGAGAGCCUCUCUCCAGCUGGAAUUUCCUAGAAAACAACAGUAAUCGCUGGAAAAGCCCAGGUGUCCUAGCCAAGGCCUGGGGAAGGCGGGAGACGGAGACGAGCAGCGGCUCCCCGGGCGGGGGGGGCUGUGCUGCCCGCACCCCCUGCCCGGCUUUUCCAGCUGCCUGCGGGAUCCCGGGCUGGUUCCUGCAGGGAUUUGCUUCCAUGGAAAGUCUGAACCCCCUCCGAGCGCCGGCGGCGCCUCUCUGCCCUCCGGGAGCUGGGGAUUAGAUCAGGAAAUGAGGCACAAGCAGAGACUCCUCCGGCUGCAUCCCGGCCCGCGCUCCCUCUCCAUCAUUCCAUCAGGAUGAGAGCGACGGGGCUCUUCGUGCUGUGCCUGCCAGUGCUCCUGGCACAGGGACAGUACAGCCGCUUCGAGGGGAUCACCUAUCCCGAGCCGGUCCAGUAUUCCCAGUAUGACCAGCAGGCAGAAAUUCAGGAUUACUACGACUACCACGAUGUCACCCCCCGAGCCCCGGAGGAGCAGUUCCGGUACCAAUCCCAGCAGCAAUCCCAGCAGGAAACCGUGCCGGCCCCGACCCCAGCUGCGGUUCCCGAGACGGAGCCCACGGAGCCGGGGCCGCUCGACUGCCGGGAGGAGCAGUACCCCUGCACCCGGCUCUACUCCGUGCACAAGCCCUGCAAGCAGUGCCUGAACGAGAUCUGCUUCUACAGCCUCCGCCGGGUUUACGUCAUCAACAAGGAGAUCUGCGUCCGCACCGUGUGCGCCCACGAAGAGCUGCUGCGAGCCGACCUGUGCCGGGACAAGUUCUCCAAGUGCGGCGUGAUGGCCACGAGCGGCCUGUGCCAGACCGUGGGCGCGUCCUGCGCCCGCAGCUGCGGCGGCUGCUGAGCCCCCGCCGGCGAUCCCGGGAUCCCGGCCCCUUCCCGGCCCCUUCCCGGCCCCUUCUCCCGCUCCGGACCCGCCCCCCGCGCCGCUGGAGAUCCCGUGCAUGAACGAGCAGCUUCCCGAAAUCCCAGAAUUUCUGGGUUUUGUGCACAUAAUAAUUAAAACAGGGGGGGUUUAUUA
Molecule: messenger RNA, 1107 nt
Organism: Corvus hawaiiensis (hawaiian crow)
Lineage: Eukaryota; Metazoa; Chordata; Aves; Passeriformes; Corvidae
Gene: MFAP2
Product: microfibril associated protein 2
Exons: 9
Coding region: 385-930 (181 amino acids)
Biological process (GO): embryonic eye morphogenesis
Cellular component (GO): microfibril
Source: RefSeq, a predicted model, not a curated record